CUCUUCUACGUAUUACGCGGGAUACGCGUAUGCCCAAAUGGAGCGUUCCGCAGACUUUUUUAAAACGUGGUAACAAAGUCAUGCUGCGUUUAUAUAUGCCCAAACUCAAUAAUACCACAGUAUGUAUAGUUUAAUGGUCAAUACUACUCAUUAAAAAACAGUACAUAGACAUCGUUGCUGUAAACACUCACAAACAGCAUCAAGGUCACUAUCGGGUUGAGGGGAGUUAUAGCUGCAUUGGCCGACAGGGGGCAGACUGACUGAUAACGUAUCGUUACUCUUGAUUCAGUGAAGGAUCGAAGAAGACAUGGACGCGCUGUCCGCCCCAUGAUGCAGCUUCUGACCGCUGCCUCCCGAUAACAACCACCGAGGGUAAGAACUGAACACCAUCAUCAUGUUGAGCGUCGGAUAAAAAAAGGGUUUAAUUGGCAGAAAGCUACGCUGCACUCGUGCUCCUCAAAAAGGGCACAUCGGAGCCAUGGCCAGCGCGCAGUCCGCCGUCACGUUUGCGGUGUGCAUCCUCGUGAUAACGGAGCUGAUACUCGCCAAGAAGGACUACUAUGAUAUCCUGGGACUGGCUAAAGAUGCUACCGAGCGACAGAUUAAAAAAGCUUUCCACAAGCUCGCAAUGAAACAGCACCCCGAUAAGAACAAGAGCCCGGACGCUGAAGUGAGGUUCAGAGAAAUUGCUGAAGCUUAUGAAACGUUAUCAGAUGAAACCAAAAGAAGAGAAUAUGACCAGUUUGGUGACACCUCUGCACUCUUCACUGGGGAGGCGCAAGGCAGACAUCGACAGGGUGCCCACCAACCUUUCAGCUUCAACUUUAAUGACAUUUUUAAGGAUUUUGACAUCUCCAGCCAGAACAGACACGCCCGUCACCAAAGACACUUUAAUGAACACUCCAGGUCCCACAAGGAGCCCCACAGCAGACAUAAGAGACACUUUCAAGGAGGUUUCGGACCCGGUGUCUUUGAUGACAUGUAUGACGACAUAGAGAGGAUGUUUACCUUCGAUGGACACACCAAACAGACUGACAACAAGUUUCACGGUGCAGCAAAACAACACUGUAGAACGGUGACGCAGCGCAGAGGAAAUAUGGUAACCACUUACACAGACUGUACUGCAUCUUAAGAUGCAAUGCGAAAUGACUACUGGUUAAAAUGUGCCUUCACGGCAUACAAUACUGUUGUAUUGGGUAACAAGCCACUUGCUGUGAAAUUUGAGCAGUGACAUUAAUAUCUGACAUUCAGGCACAGAAUGGUUUGAACAGUGACACUCCGUUUACUUAGCUUAGGUCUAAAUCUAAAUAAUUGUUUAGUUUUUUUCAAACUAUUACCUGUGUGUGUGUGCUUAUAGACUUGAACAUGAUUGUAGUAGUUUUUCACUUAUUGUUGAAAUAAGCUGACAGGGAGUAUUUUCUCAGUAUUUUUUUAAGCACCUUCUGUGAUAAUGGAAUUGUACAGUUUGGAAAAAUAAAACAAUCGCACUCAAUUUGACACAUUUCCAUGUCACUUCACCACUAGUUCAGUACUUCCACCCUGUUAUUUUGUACAGUUUUGACUUUCUUUUGUAUAGGUUUCUCCAUUGUGCUUCUCCAAACACAACUGAAGGCAGAAACAAUAGCCAGUGGAGUUUUUGCUUAUAGUUGUUAAAUGGGGAGCAGUGUCCACAAAAAUCUGCAACCAUCCACAUGUUGGCUUGGUAAACUGUUUGUGCUACAUUUUGUUGAAAUAUGUUUGUAAUCUACACUGCCAGUCGUGUUUGUUUUAACAUACUUUACUGAAACAUUUGUGGUUACAUCUUCAUCAUUGUAAUUGUAAAUACUUGUACAAGUUGAGAAAAUGUAUAAGUAAACAGAGAAAUGCUUGUGACCUUUCAAUUAACACAAUUACGUGUGAAGCCCACAAUGUUCUGUUUGUCUUGGUGUUUGUAGUAUUCUGUGCACUUUGUAGUGGCAAAGGACAUCUGGGUUUAGGCCUUCUUUAAUACAAAAAAGUCACGACCAUUUCUGAAUCACACUUUUACUAAUAUUUUCUAGCUGUAGAGAAUGUAAUCUGAAUUUACUUUUACAAUGCUUAACAUGUUACAUGAAAGUCACACAUUUAGGUAUUUAAAAACUGUUGACUGGCAUCUCAGAUAAACUACAAAGAACUUGCAGAGGACCAAUUUAGCUGAAAGCUUACUACAGAAUGUACUCAAGCUUUCAUGACUUCUAAUUGUACUAGUCACAAGGUUCAUUGUUUAUUGCACUUUUGUUAGAAAUACUGCAGUACAGUACUAUACAAUGCUGAUGUAUGUAUAAGAGGAAACAAGCAUCAAUGUUUGAUUCUGUGAGUCUGGUGAUUCACCUCAGAGUUGACUAGAAGAUGAAACUCCCCAGUACAUACUGUUUUCCAUGUGUACAAAAUGUAUUUCCUUGAAUGCUAGUGUUGUAAAUAUAAAAUGGCACUUUCAAUUUUGUAUAAAAAGACAAGAGAUACCUAA
Molecule: messenger RNA, 2485 nt
Organism: Cyclopterus lumpus (lumpfish)
Lineage: Eukaryota; Metazoa; Chordata; Actinopteri; Perciformes; Cyclopteridae
Gene: dnajb9a
Product: DnaJ heat shock protein family (Hsp40) member B9a
Exons: 3
Coding region: 479-1132 (217 amino acids)
Cellular component (GO): endoplasmic reticulum
Molecular function (GO): protein-folding chaperone binding; misfolded protein binding
Source: RefSeq, a predicted model, not a curated record